Molecule: messenger RNA, 1863 nt
Organism: Aspergillus vadensis CBS 113365
Lineage: Eukaryota; Fungi; Ascomycota; Eurotiomycetes; Eurotiales; Aspergillaceae
Gene: hsp60
Product: chaperone ATPase HSP60
Exons: 3
Coding region: 1-1764 (587 amino acids)
Biological process (GO): protein refolding; mitochondrial unfolded protein response; protein import into mitochondrial intermembrane space
Cellular component (GO): mitochondrial matrix; mitochondrial inner membrane
Molecular function (GO): ATP binding; protein-folding chaperone binding; ATP-dependent protein folding chaperone
Source: RefSeq, a predicted model, not a curated record
AUGCAACGCGCUCUCUCUUCCAGGACCUCCGUCCUGUCUGCCGCUGCCAAGCGUGCUUCUUUCCAGAGAUCCCCCGUCAGCCUGCAGCAGCAGCGUUUUGCUCACAAGGAGCUCAAGUUCGGCGUUGAGGCUCGUGCCCAGCUCCUCAAGGGUGUCGACACUCUUGCUAAGGCUGUCACCUCUACUCUUGGUCCCAAGGGUCGCAAUGUCCUGAUUGAGUCCCCCUACGGUUCCCCCAAGAUCACCAAGGACGGUGUUAGCGUUGCCAAGGCCAUUCAGCUCCAGGACAAGUUCGAGAACCUCGGUGCUCGUCUUCUCCAGGAUGUCGCUUCCAAGACCAACGAAAUCGCUGGUGACGGUACCACCACUGCCACCGUCCUUGCCCGUGCCAUCUUCUCCGAGACCGUGAAGAACGUUGCCGCUGGCUGCAACCCCAUGGACCUCCGUCGUGGUAUCCAGGCCGCCGUUGACGCUGUUGUCGACUACCUCCAGCAGAACAAGCGUGACAUCACCACUGGUGAGGAGAUCGCUCAGGUCGCUACCAUCUCCGCCAACGGCGACACCCACGUUGGUAAGCUCAUCUCCACCGCCAUGGAGAGAGUUGGCAAGGAGGGUGUUAUCACCGUCAAGGAGGGUAAGACCCUCGAGGAUGAGCUUGAGGUUACCGAGGGUAUGCGCUUCGACCGUGGAUACACCUCCCCCUACUUCAUCACCGACGCCAAGUCCCAGAAGGUCGAAUUCGAGAAGCCCCUGAUCCUGCUCUCUGAGAAGAAGAUCUCCGCCGUCCAGGACAUCAUCCCCGCCCUUGAGGCCUCCACCACCCUCCGCCGUCCUCUCGUCAUCAUUGCUGAGGACAUUGAGGGUGAGGCUCUCGCCGUCUGCAUCCUGAACAAGCUCCGUGGCCAGCUCCAGGUUGCCGCCGUCAAGGCCCCUGGCUUCGGUGACAACCGCAAGAGCAUCCUUGGUGAUCUUGCCGUUCUCACCAACGGUACCGUCUUCAGCGACGAGCUUGACAUCAAGCUCGAGAAGCUGACCCCCGACAUGCUCGGUUCCACCGGUGCCAUCACCAUCACCAAGGAGGACACCAUCAUCCUCAACGGUGAGGGCAGCAAGGACAGCAUCUCUCAGCGCUGCGAGCAGAUCCGUGGUGUCAUGGCUGACCCCACCACCUCCGAGUACGAGAAGGAGAAGCUCCAGGAGCGUCUCGCUAAGCUCUCUGGCGGUGUCGCCGUCAUCAAGGUCGGUGGUGCCUCCGAGGUUGAGGUCGGUGAGAAGAAGGACCGUGUUGUCGACGCUCUCAACGCCACUCGCGCUGCUGUUGAGGAGGGUAUCCUCCCCGGUGGUGGUACUGCCCUCCUGAAGGCCUCCGCCAACGGUCUUGCCAACGUCCAGACCGCCAACUUCGACCAGCAGCUCGGUGUCAGCAUCAUCAAGAGCGCCAUCACCCGCCCCGCCCGUACCAUCGUCGAGAACGCUGGUCUUGAGGGCAGCGUCAUCGUUGGCAAGCUCACCGAUGACUUUGCCAAGGACUUCAACCGUGGUUUCGACAGCUCCAAGGGCGAGUACGUCGACAUGAUCUCCAGCGGUAUCGUCGACCCCCUCAAGGUUGUCCGCACCUCCCUGGUUGACGCCAGCGGUGUUGCCUCCCUCCUCGGUACCACCGAGGUCGCCAUCGUUGAUGCCCCUGAGGAGAAGGGCCCUGCUCCUGCCGGUGGCAUGGGUGGCAUGGGCGGUAUGGGCGGCAUGGGCGGUGGCAUGUUCUAAGCUAGCCCCCGUUCUCGUGUAGCCUUACCCGUUCCUUGUUUCUAAAGAGGUUUCCCUUCCAGCGUGUUGUUGCAUAGUACGGGCAUUGUCCUGAAUCUG